Messenger RNA from Molossus molossus (Pallas's mastiff bat), 4002 nucleotides. RefSeq names its product RAS p21 protein activator 3 (gene RASA3). Bases 77 to 2581 code for a protein of 834 amino acids. The transcript has 24 exons. Lineage: Eukaryota; Metazoa; Chordata; Mammalia; Chiroptera; Molossidae. The record is from RefSeq and is a predicted model, not a curated record. Gene Ontology annotation, molecular function: GTPase activator activity. Gene Ontology annotation, biological process: negative regulation of Ras protein signal transduction; intracellular signal transduction; regulation of GTPase activity.
GCGCAGAGCGCUGGGACUGCGCGGCCGCUCCAGCUCCGUGUACUCCGCGGGGCUCGGCGCGCGAAUUCCGACCACCAUGGCGGUGGAGGAAGAGGGGCUCCGGGUCUUCCAAAGCGUGAAGAUCAAGAUCGGUGAAGCUAAAAAUCUUCCCACUUACCCAGGGCCAAAUAAGAUGCGAGAUUGCUAUUGCACCGUGAACCUGGACCAAGAGGAGGUUUUCAGGACCAAAAUCGUGGAGAAAUCACUCUGCCCCUUCUACGGAGAAGACUUCUACUGUGAAAUUCCUCGGAGCUUUCGUCACCUGUCGUUUUACAUUUUCGAUAGAGACGUCUUCCGGAGGGAUUCAAUCAUAGGGAAGGUGGCCAUUCAGAAGGAAGACUUGCAGAAGUACCAUAACAGGGACACCUGGUUCCAGCUGCAGCAUGUCGACGCUGACUCAGAAGUUCAGGGCAAGGUCCACCUGGAGCUGAGGCUGAGCGAGGUCAUCACCGACACGGGUGUCGUCUGCCACAAGCUGGCCACACGCAUCCUCGAGUGCCAAGGCCUCCCCAUCGUGAAUGGGCAGUGCGACCCUUACGCCACUGUGACACUAGCAGGACCAUACAGAUCGGAAGCGAAGAAGACGAAAGUGAAAAAGAAGACCAACAACCCUCAGUUUGACGAAGUGUUUUAUUUUGAGGUGACCAGACCCUGCAGCUACAGCCGCAAGUCCCACUUCGACUUUGAGGAGGAGGACGUGGACAAACUUGAAAUCCGAGUUGACCUCUGGAACGCCAGUAACUUGAAAUUUGGAGAUGAGUUUCUGGGAGAACUAAGGAUUCCGCUGAAAGUGCUUCGGCAGUCGAGCUCCUACGAGGCGUGGUACUUCCUGCAGCCCCGAGACAACGGCAGUAAGGUUCUGAAGCCAGGGGACCUGGGGUCCCUGCGGCUGAAUGUGGUUUACACGGAAGACCACGUCUUCUCCUCCGACUACUACAGCCCGCUCCGGGAACUUCUGCUAAAGUCUGCGGAUGUGGAGCCUGUCUCGGCGUCCACGGCGCACAUCCUGGGCGAGGUUUGCAGAGAGAAGCAGGAGGCGGCCAUCCCGCUGGUGCGGCUCUUCCUGCACUGUGGCCGGGUGGUGCCCUUCAUCAGCGCCAUCGCCAACGCCGAGGUCCGGAGGACUCAGGACCCCAACACCAUUUUCCGGGGAAACUCGUUGACGUCCAAGUGCAUCGACGAGACGAUGAAGCUGGCCGGGAUGCACUACCUGCACGUCACCCUGAAGCCCACCAUAGAGGAGAUCUGCCAGAGCCACAAAUCCUGCGAGAUUGACCCGGUGAAGCUGAAAGAUGGUGAGAACCUUGAAAACAACAUGGAGAACCUGCGGCAGUACGUGGACCGCAUCUUCAACGUCAUCACCAAGUCGGGGGUGAGCUGCCCGACAGUCAUGUGUGACAUUUUCUUUUCUCUGCGAGAGGCGGCUGCCAAGCGCUUCCAGGACGACCUGGACGUGAGGUACACGGCGGUGAGCAGCUUCAUUUUCCUGAGGUUCUUCGCUCCUGCCAUCCUGUCCCCCAACCUCUUCCAGCUCACACCUCACCACACAGACCCCCAGACGUCGAGGACGCUGACGCUUAUCUCAAAGACCAUUCAAACUCUCGGCAGCCUAUCCAAGUCAAAGUCUGCCAGCUUUAAGGAGUCCUACAUGGCUGCGUUUUACGAGUUCUUCAACGAGCAGAAGUACGCUGACGCAGUGAAAAAUUUCCUAGACUUGAUCUCGUCCUCUGGGAGAAGAGACCCCAAGAGUGUGGAGCACCCCAUCCUGCUUAAGGAAGGGUUCAUGAUUAAGAGGGCGCAAGGACGGAAACGAUUUGGGAUGAAGAAUUUUAAGAAAAGGUGGUUCCGCCUUACAAAUCAUGAAUUUACCUACCAGAAAAACAAAGGAGACCAGCCCCUCUACAGCAUUCCCAUCGAGAACAUUCUGGCAGUGGAGAAGCUGGAGGAGGAGUCCUUCAAGAUGAAGAAUAUGUUCCAGGUCAUCCAGCCAGAGCGAGCACUGUACAUCCAGGCCAACAACUGCGUGGAGGCCAAGGCCUGGAUUGACAUCCUCACCAAAGUGAGCCAGUGCAACCAGAAGCGCCUGGCCGUCUACCACCCCUCCGCCUACCUCAACGGCCACUGGCUGUGCUGCAGGGCCUCCUCCGACACCGCCCCCGGCUGCUCCCCCUGCACUGGUGGCCUCCCUGCGAACAUCCAGCUGGACAUCGACGGGGACCGAGAGACGGAGCGCAUCUAUUCCCUGUUCAGCCUGUACAUGAGCAAACUGGAGAAGAUGCAAGAGGCCUGUGGGAGCAGGUCUGUGUACGACGGCCCAGAGCAGGAGGAGUACUCCACCUUCAUCAUCGACGACCCCCAGGAGACCUACAAGACCCUGAAGCAGGUCAUCGCCAGGGUCGGGGCCUUGGAGCAGGAGCACGCCCAGUACAAAAGGGACAAGUUUAAGAAGACCAAGUACGGGAGCCAGGAGCACCCCAUCGGAGAUAAGAGUUUUCAGAGCUACAUCAGGCAGCAGUCAGAGGUCUCCACUCACUCCAUUUAAAGCCUGGAGGGCGUCCUGUUCCCAGAUGGCGCUGUGAGCUGCUGCAACGGGAAAGCCACAGUCUUUGCGAAGGAGGGAGACAGACAAGGCAGAGCGAGGAAGCAAAGGAUCCACACUUCCUCCACUCGCAUAGAUGACAAGCGUCAAGCUCAUGGGACUUCUGAGACUCUCCAGAGCUGUUUCCGUGGUUGCCAUGCACUUUAUUCACGCUGGUGGGCAGGUGCCCUGAGCUGGUCCGGCCAGGUGCCAGCGCAGCCUCACCUUCUGCAGAGGGGGUGCUCCUGUCUCGUGUGCACUACUGCCUCUGCUGGUGCCUGUGGCGCCCCACCGGGAGCUCUGCUUCUGCAGAGCCGGGACUUCAGAGCAUUAUUCUUUCUCCGGGAGCCUGCUGUCCCGGCGCCCACGGCGGGUGGCCUCCUGGUUUCAGCUUUUGGUGUUGGUAUUAUUCCUGGCUGGAGGGUCGGUUUUGUCAGGGUGUGCAGAACUGCACAGAGAUCCCAACUUGAGGAUGCUCUUGAUAUUUUGGGGGUACAGGGUUCUUCUGCAGAGAGUUCCUGGGGAAGGGGGAGUUUCAGACGUCUCUCCUGGAGGUCAGACCCCCCCUGCUGUCUCCUGAGAUGCCCACAGCCCGCAGAAGCCCUCGAGCUGGGUGUCGCCCAGGCUCCGCUUCGAGCAGAAGUGUUGUGCUGUCAGUGAGGCUUCAGCGUAGAAUCCACAUUUUCUCCCCCUUGUGGGAGUUUGGGGAAGAUUUUAAAAAUAGAAAUGUGCAUUAUUUUCAAGCUGUUUUUCUUAACGUUUUUAAUUAGCUCUUUGAUAUGAAGUAACUUGGAACAUCCAAACCUGGACUCGUGAAAGGGGAGGGUGCCACAGCGGGGCAAAAAGGGAAUGGGUCGCACCUCGUUGGUUACUGGUCCUCCAAGGAAAACCAAGCCAGGGAGGAAACCCUGGGCUUCAGGUGGGAGCGCGCACCUGUGCAGACGCCCCCUGGGCCCCAGGAGUGGUAUUGCGCUGUGUUUCUGUGAGGCCCUCAGAAGCAGCCGUGGGGGCUGCUCCUACUGGGGUUGGGGUUUCCUAACGCGAGGGACCUGCUUGCUGACUUCUCCCAGACAAUCCUCCGAGCUGCAGGCACUGGCUUUGGGAAGUACUGUUGAAACACGCAGCACCCUGUGCCCCUGUGCCCACCUCUGCUCUUGUGUGCAAGUACUGCCCUUCAGACUCCGUCUAGAUGGCAGAUAGUAACGUAACUCGUCACAGAAAUGGUGGAGAAAAAUGUCGCAAAAAAUUAACUUUGGGACACACAGCUAUAGGCUGCACCAAACUGCAAUUUUUAACAUGGAUUUGUAACUUAAUGUUUCUGUUUAUAAGAUACUAAUGAUUUGUGAUGUAUUUUACUGGCCAAUUAAAACAGACGUUUUAUUCUU